UCCCAAAAUUAUAACUGCUAUCAUGAAAAUGAUUUGUCUUAUCAUCGUUUUAUAAUCCAGUUUAUGAUAGCACGAAUAAUAAUCAAAUCAUACGCUGUACAAUUGAUGUAUGAUACCGUUUUAUUCGGGAAGCAUGACGAUGUUCUGUCAGUUCUUCUGUGUUUCCUGUAAUAAUAUCCCAAAAAUCUUUUGUAACCUCUCACCAGCUUCACAUUUCUUUCUUAUUCAUCCUGUUUUAUCAUAUUCUAACAAAUAAGCACAUGAUGAUGAUUAACCUGGGCUUGUUAGGGGAAUAUCUGUAAAUAAAAGAAAAUCGGGUUAAGUACGGUUCCUUUGAAUUCCACUAAGAAUUUGCAUCCUUUGACAGAUACGUAUUUCGACCUCAACUGUAAGGUCGUCUUCAGUGUCUUGUACUUGAAGCACAUGCUAAGAGCCGUUUCACUCUCUUCACUAUUCAUCGUUUAAGUUAGUUUAAACAGUUUUAGACAGCAAAUCGCUCGCUCACGGUGCGGUAAUGAUGAUGAUUUUAUAUCAAUUUCAAUUUGAUUGGCAUGUUCCAGUUGAUGAAAUUUAUCAUUGAUUGAUAGCUUGUUACAAAGCUUUUCUGCAACGGCUUAGCAUCAUGAAAACUCUCUUGCACUAUCACAAUGAUAGAGAGCAAACUAAUUACUCGUGAGCAACAACUCUCAAGUUCAGACUCUGCACAGCGCUCCCACUCUCUCAGCUCUACUCUCCGUUUUCUCUCCGUUCGUGAGAAACACGCUUAGCUCCCACACGCGAUAAAGACGCUGAUGCAUUAUUCUUCGCUCAGUCUUCAUAAUCCGCUUGUAUGGCCAGCGUGCUUCCAGACUUUGCGUUAUCGCAUCGCUCUGACCACUACAAACUGAGAACCGGUUCUGUCAAACAGAGUCGCUCAAUCAACUGCAAACAAUGAAAGUCCAGUGAAAUUACCAUUUCAAGUGCUGAAAAUAUAGAUUCCAAUAGUGAUUGAGUAGGUGAAAUGGCCCAGGAGCUACCUGCUCCGACAGGAGAUACCAUGCACGAUACAACUGUUCUGGUUCUGGAGCACUCCCGGCAAGCGAAGCGCAAUCAACGCAAAGAGCUGCAGUUAUCUCUCAACAACGAGUUGCUGGCUAUCAUUGAUGAACCGGAUAUCGAAGAUGGAUUACCAAAGAUGCAAGCACUGCUGGAGGAUUGUAGAUGGGAUAUGCUGCAUAAUCUUGUCGAGGAAAUGAAGGACUGGGACGCACAGAACACAAUUCCGGAACCAAAGACGUUCUUGUUCAACGCUAGGGUACACCCAGCCUUUGAAAAUAUGCUCGCAUCGAACAUCCUUUAUCAACCCUAUCUACAACAAUUUAUUGUUCGCUUUUCUGCUUUCAAUGAGAGAAUCGCUCCGGAGCUGAACGCCCCUCUCCACUACGCCGUCGAAUCACUCAACAUCACCUUCUUGACAUGGCUUUUGUCGCAACCAUCAAUCGAGAUCAACAUCCGUAACAAACAAAGAAAAACGCCACUAUUUCUGCUAUGCGAGCAAUAUGACGCCGUGGUGAACAGUCCGAAGUUCAAGAAACGCGCCAUGCAGCUGACCAAGAGUCCCAUCAAGGUAGAAGACAUUCGAGACACUAUUCUGCUCCUGCUCGAUCACGGCGCGGACUUCAAUGUCUGCAGCGAUCGGCUCAAACUACCCUUCGAGCUGCUCAUGAAGAAUUCUUCCAACGAGAACAAGUCGUUCCUGAAGGAGUGCGUCAAACGAUUCAAAGGUGCUAUAGCAAUUGGGAAACGAGGCGGUGCUGAGAGGAAGCUGUGUCUUGGGUUCUACCAGGAGUGGGUUCAGAUCAAUGUCACGGUUGAGCUGUUGGAGAUUCUCUUGCGAUUCAAGGAGGAACAACGAUUCGAGCGGAAGUUUCUACAGUUCACAGUCGACGAAUCGAACGUGAGAGACGUGAUCCGGCUACUGCUGCACAUUGCGGUUGAACUGGACAUGGAACGAUCGGUUAAAACGAUCGUCGAGCAUGCCGGUCCAAUGAUCUUCAAAACGGUAAAACCUGUUACAUCUAAGAAGAAGGUCUUGCGUGUUUGCGAACCAGACCCGGAACGCGAUGCCAAGGGUUCCGAGCUUGUCUAUCGAGUGGAGCUGAAGGGUCUGCUAAAGAAAGCUUGCGAACGUGGAAACGUGGCAACUCUAACACUACUGCUUGGGCACAUUACCGAUCGAGUUCUGGUGAAUGACGACCCGAUUCUGGUGUUUACGCUGAACCGCGCACAGGAGCUCUGGAGACGCGAGGAGGAACGGGCAAAAGUUUUACAGUGUGCGGAACUGUUGGCAAAGGAUCAAAAGAUCCACCUCACUAGGACGGACAACAAUGGCAACACUGCUUUGCACACGUCGUUGAAAUUCGGUUUCACCGACAUUGCUUUGGACCUGUUGCAGCAAAAGUAUGCCUUCCUGGGAGUUCGCAACAAAGACAAUCAAACGCCACUGGAUUUUGCACGGUACGAAUUCUGGAAGAUGUACUUCGAUCAGUGCGUUUCGAUUGACGUUCGACGUUCGUACUUCGAUCGGAACGAAGUUCGUCUGAAUCUGAAUGGUUUCGAUCCGUUCAUUUUUAAGAAACGAGCGGUGAAAAAAGCAUCCCCCAAGGAUCGUAGUGAGAUGAAUCUCUGGCGAAUUGUUGAAAAGGCCUCUUCAUCUAAUGUUUCUCACCAACAACCCGUACAAACCUUCGUUACCGAAAUGGACCCCGUCAAAAUCAUCGCCAAGUCCAAGGAACUCAAACGACUUCUGCUUCAUCCAGUUAUCUACACUUUCAUUCUGGUCAAGUGGCUGCGUCUAACCAAGUGGAUCUACCUGAAUCUGAUUUGUACCUUGGCAACUGUCAUUUGCUUUGGCUGGCAAUCGCUUGACACCUGCAACGGCGAUAAUCAAUACUCGAUCGUUCUCAACGUGCUUACCUGGAUCGGUGCUGUUUACAUGAUCGCGAGAGAAAUAGUUCAAAUUCUCUUUCUUCGGCUAAAGUACUUUUCUUCGUUCGAGAACUACCUAGAUAUGGGGACGAUCGUUUUCAUGAUCAUCGUCCUACAGAACGGCUGUCAAUCCAUAAUGUCUUCACUGAUUGUGAUAGCAUUUGCGCUUCAACUCACCAUGCUGAUCGGGUCACUGCCAUUCAACACUCUUUCCACCUACAUGUACAUGUUCAAUACCGUAUCGGUGAACUUCAUGAAGAGUUUCCUGCUCUUCAUCCCGCUGCUCGGAGCGUUCACCUUCAGCUUCUUCCUGUCCUACAAUGACCGAACCCGCCCGCAUAAUUCAACCGAGGAAGAGAUCCCGUUCAACACCUUCAGUAGCUUUUCGGACGCCGCGCUCAAAACCCUGGUCAUGACCACCGGAGAGUACGAAGCCGCCGGCGUCGACUUCAGCGGUGGCAAGAUCAUUCUCUUCGUCUUGUUCAUCUUCUUCGCUCCGAUCGUCAUUCUGAACUUGAUCAACGGUUUGGCCGUCAGCGACAUCACUUCCAUCAAAGAGGAAUCCGAACUGAUCAGUUUGCGCAAGAAGGUAUUGAUCUUGGAACGAUACGAACGUGGUCUGCGGGAGAUGCCGAUCGAGUUCAUCCGCCGGAUGUUUCCGAGUUCGUUCUUCGAGAACCAUUCGUACGUGAUCGUGGUGAAGCCGAAGGAGCUACGCAAGAUUCUGGUGCAGCACAUCAAUCCGCAAGAGGAGAACCGGACACCUGCUCAACGCGGACAAAAGCUUCCGAAGGGCGAAUGGCGAGUGGUGCCGAACAUGCCCGGUGGAUGGCUCGUCCGCGGAUCGGAAGGAUUCUUUGUGAAUUUGAAGUUUUUGAAGUUUCCGCUGUUUUGUACGCUGGACGAACACAUCAUGGACGAGGCGUUGCAAAUCGCCGAUGCAAGUAUUAUGCUGCGGGAGAUUAUGGACAGUCGGCGAGUGGAGAUGGCGUCCUCCAUGAGCAGCUUUUCGGAAACGGAAGACAAACUGGACGAGAUGAGGGCCGAAAUCGACAAGAUGAGCCGACUUUUGACGAGGGCAAUUCAGCAGAGGCAACCGCCGAAGAGGAAAAUUUCCGGAAGCAAGGUCAAACCGGCGGUGGUGCGGGAGGUGGACGAGCAGGGCGAAAAGUUCACCUCCGUUGCCAAAGUGGCGAAAGCCGUGGGGAAGUUCAAAAGGGGCAGAAAGAAGCCGAAACCUUGAGACUUGGGCUUUUAUCGUAAGAUGGCAAUUUUAGCGCUAUAAUGUUAUUGUAAACAAGUUUUUGUAUUGUUAAAUAACGUCAUUUUGCAUGUCGUAUAAAAGUCUAUUAACAAUUUUACGAAUUUAUAAAAAAUAUACAAACUUCAAGGUUAAAUAGUAUAAAAUCAAAACAAUGACCUUGAAAAUGUU
Aedes albopictus (Asian tiger mosquito) is the source of this 4399-nucleotide messenger RNA. Its product is annotated as transient receptor potential cation channel protein painless-like. Bases 1001 to 4210 code for a protein of 1069 amino acids. NCBI's taxonomy places the organism in Eukaryota, Metazoa, Arthropoda, Insecta, Diptera, Culicidae. Gene Ontology annotation, biological process: transmembrane transport; monoatomic ion transport. Gene Ontology annotation, molecular function: monoatomic ion channel activity. The transcript has 4 exons. Gene Ontology annotation, cellular component: membrane. The record is from RefSeq and is a predicted model, not a curated record.